Molecule: messenger RNA, 1120 nt
Organism: Cryptomeria japonica (Japanese cedar)
Lineage: Eukaryota; Viridiplantae; Streptophyta; Pinopsida; Cupressales; Cupressaceae
Product: CDP-diacylglycerol--glycerol-3-phosphate 3-phosphatidyltransferase 1, chloroplastic
Exons: 7
Coding region: 211-903 (230 amino acids)
Biological process (GO): glycerophospholipid biosynthetic process
Cellular component (GO): membrane; chloroplast envelope
Molecular function (GO): CDP-diacylglycerol-glycerol-3-phosphate 3-phosphatidyltransferase activity
Source: RefSeq, a predicted model, not a curated record
UCCCAAAAUAAAGAAAAAGUCAUUCAGCAGAAGUACAAAUUUUGAAGUACGUUGCAAAUAAAAGGAAGCAACGCAGCUGACUUCAGCGUUGUUUUCUUGCGAGCAAACCCCCAAAAAAGCAGAUUCACACGCCAUUAUUUUUCUUUCUUUUCGGCAAGCAGGCACUCUGUAACGUGCUAGGGUUUGCAGGAAAGAAAAACAGAAGAGUUAAUGGAGGGCUUGGAGCAGCACAUUUACAACAAUGGAGUUAUUAAAGUUACUAAAGAUACUCAACAGUGCCUACAGAAAGCUGAAACAUCGUCAAGAAUUCUCACCCUACCCACGAUUUUAACGCUUGCAAGGGUGGUGGCGAUUCCUGUGCUCGUGGCCGUUUUCUAUAUGGAGCAUCGGUGGGCAACAAUGACAACAGCAAGUAUCUUCAUUGCAGCAGCCAUUACAGAUUGGCUGGAUGGUUACAUUGCUCGCAAAAUGGGAUCAUGCUCUGCAUUUGGAGCUUUCUUGGACCCUGUGGCUGACAAGCUUAUGGUUGCAACUGCUUUAGUGCUAUUGUGUACUAUACCUCCAGAGACUGCUUGGUUUGGGGAUGCGCCAUGGAUACUCUCUGUGCCUGCAGUUGUCAUAAUUGGUCGGGAGAUAACAAUUUCAGCAGUGAGAGAGUGGGCUGCUUCUCAAGGUGGAGAUUUGCAUGAGCUUGUUGCUGUACACAACUUGGGAAAGCUAAAGACUACUCUACAAAUGGUAGCCUUGACAUUUCUCAUGGUUACUAGAGAUAGUAGUUACACUGGGGCUGGCGAUUUAGCUGCAUGUGGAGUUGCCAUGCUGUAUGUUUCUGCUUGUAUUGGUUUGUGGACUUUGGCAGCAUACAUGAAGAGCAUUUCAGUGAUGCUUCUCAAACAAAAAUGAUAAUUGUAGUGACUUGUAACAGUAUAUCCAUUUGAAAUAUGUGUCAUUUCUAUAAUUUACUUUUUCUUCCAAUGACAGUAGAUAGUGGAAGAAAUGUUGAGAACAGAUGGUAAAUUCUACCGUAUCUGUUAGGUUCAAUGUGGUCCAACGCAUACCCUUGUUAUACGACGGCAAUGGUUGAUUCAGUUUUAUAUGGAAAACAGUAUUUUAUUUAUUC